UCCCAGGUUCCUGUUGCAUGUAAAUCAUGUCCCUGUGGCUACAUAUUUAUUAGUCGAAAACUCUUGCAUGCUAAACGUGCUGAGAGAUCACCACCCAUCACAGAAAACAAGAGUGAGGCCAAAAGGAGACGGACAGAGAGAGUUAAGCGAGAGAAGAUAAAUUCUGCAGUAAAUAAAGACUUAGAAAACCGAAAAAGAUCCAGGUCUAACAGCCAUUCAGAUCAUAGCAGACGAGGAAGAGGAAGACCUAAGAGUGCCUCAGCCAAAAAGCACGAGGAAGAAAGAGAGAAACAAGAAAAAGAAGUUGACGUGUAUGCUAACCUUUCAGAUGAAAAGGCCUUCGUAUUUUCAGUGGCCUUGGCGGAAAUAAACAGAAAAAUUAUCAAUCAAAGACUUAUUCUGUAACUUGUAAGCACAAUCUGAUGCAUUUAUAUGCAGAACGGCUAGCAUAUUUCCAAGGUGUCGAGGACUCUCGGAAAGUGUGUUGUCUGCACCAACAAGGACCAUAGAGUUUCCUGUUAAAAUUCUGCUGCUGUUCUUGGAAAUCGAAUUCUGUCUCUACAAGUCAGAAAGAAAGCGUUCACAGGAUUGUGCUAUGAAAAAUCAGAAAGCAGAUAUGUUUCACACCUUGAAGACAAAUGUUAGACAAAUGCACAGAGAGACUGCACCAUUCCAGAGCACUUCUCUUAAAUUUGCUGCCAGAAAUGCAAUAUUUUAAAUAUUUUCAGAAAUAAAUGAUUUUCCUUUAAAAUUAUAUAUUUCAGAUUUUUCAGCUAUAUUGCAGUUUACGUAUGUACAGUUCAUAUAACUUUUUAAUAAAUUGAUAUUCCAAUA
This is a messenger RNA of Pelecanus crispus (Dalmatian pelican), 834 nucleotides long. The record is from RefSeq and is a predicted model, not a curated record. NCBI's taxonomy places the organism in Eukaryota, Metazoa, Chordata, Aves, Pelecaniformes, Pelecanidae.